CUCGCUGUGAACGGUUUAUUUGUUAAAGGCAAAGUUUCGGGAGUUUCUGUCUCGUUUCUCGGUUUGAUUUGCUAGUUUGGCAAACGGUUCAGUUUGGUUACACAAUUCGUUUGCAUAAUAUCACUAUCGACGGGACCGUCCGGCAGCAAGCACUGCCAGCAGUGGAAAAAGUUUCAAGUGUGCGCCUGUGUUGACCGCUAAGUUCUUGAUCGAGAAUUAUAUUAGCUGUGUUGGUUUUCGGAACUGUGGUUACAGGAUGAUUUUAUUGACUGGUUAGAACAUAGUGUUGUGAAAGCUGCUAAAUAAAAUCCUUGAAUUAUAUUGGGCAUAAUUCAUCCGUGGUACGAUUGUGAAACUUUGGCCAACAUACACAAACCAAAAUCUAGUACCGACUGAAUUUUAAAAUAAUACAACAGCAACAUUGGAACGGAGUGCAUCAGUUUGUGAAGCUUAAACGAUACUUUGUUAUUACGGUGUUACAUUUAAUAGCACGGUGGAAGCUAUGCAUUGGUGACAUGCACGAAAGAUGCAGAAAACCUUCUCUGUUUAGGCCCACACCUUCGAACGAUACCUAAUAGUGUCUCGAUCGAAGCAUUCAAUAUACUGCUUGUCCGUCUUUUUUGGUCUUACAUCACUCGAGACCAACUCCAAACGAUCUCACUCAGCUCAACCCAAGCAGUUGAGUAGCACCAGUAGCACAUUAGCAGCAACGGCUGCUCGAGUUCGCUAUGCGCAAAAGGCAAAAGCUCCUGCCGGGGCUAUCCGAUCUAACCGUACUGGUCCUGCUCGCCCGGUUCGCUCUCGUGCUCGGUCAAACGACCUGCAACAACGGCCAGGGACGGGUACUGUACGAGCGGCUCCCGAACCAGCAGCUGCAAGGUUUCGACGAUGACGUCGUGCGUGAUUCGGCACCACCGUUUCGGGUGCUGGAGAAAUGCCAGGACCUCUGUCUACGGGAUCGAACUGCAUCGAACAAUCUUGGGCGUGCCUGCACGAGCUUCGACUUCCAACCCGGCAGCCGAAUUGCGUCGUUCAGUGGAAGCGUUGAGUAUGAGGAGUCGACGUGUUACCUGACGCGGGAACAGGCCGCUCCCGAGGGCAUCGGUAACCUGAUGCUCGUACCGAACAGUGUGCAUUUUACGGAAGUUUGCAUCACCUCUAGUCGACCCGAUCGUGAAUGUCCCAGCCGGAGGUACGUGUUCGAACGUCACCCGAGAAAGAAGCUGAAGCUCCCAGUGUCCGACAUUAAGGAGGUGACGGCAGCUAACCGUUCCGAUUGCGAGGAUAAGUGUCUGAACGAGUUCUCGUUCGUAUGUCGUUCGGCUAAUUACGACUCGACACUGCGCAGCUGCGCCAUGAGCCGUUUCACACGACGAACGCACCCGGAACUGUUGGAAGAUGAUCCCAACUCGGACUAUCUAGAAAACACCUGCCUAAAUGCGGAACGUCGCUGCGAUGGGCUGAUCGUGUACGUGAAGGAAGAGAACAAACGUCUCGGUGGACCGUUUGAGGUGGAAAUCUUCAACAACAUGACGCUGGAAGAGUGUCAAUCGCUGUGCCUUCGCGCUGAGAAGUAUUUCUGCCGCUCGAUCGAGUUUGACGAUCAAACGAAGCAAUGUAUCCUGUCGGAGGAAGAUUCCGUCUCGCAGAAGGACGACCUCAGCAUCAGUUCUAGCCCAACGCAUCACUUCUACGAUCUUGUCUGUCUGGAUAAUCAGCGUGGUACCGAAUAUCCGGACAACUCCGUCACGUCCCAUCUGUUUGCGAGUGGCCGCCGGCCCGAUACCGCCUUCCAGCGCUAUCGCAACUCGCGGCUGGGCGGUGAGUUUCACUCGGAAAUCACUGGCAGGUCGCUUAGCGAGUGUCUUGACGAAUGCCUGCGGCAGACGAGCUUCCAAUGCCGGUCGGCCGUCUACAGCGAUCGGUUCCGCACCUGUCGUCUCAGCCGCUACAACCAGCGGGACGGUAUGCGCAUCAUCUACGAUGCCGAUUACGAUUACUAUGAGAAUUUGAUGCCGCACCUAGUUGGGGGAGACACGGACACGACGAAUGGACGACCGGAUCCUACCGAUUGGAGACCACCGUACGGAGGAGGAGAUCGCGACCGUGACCGUGUGCCGGAUGAUAGGAUUCCACCAGGACGGUAUCCCCCGGGCGAUCGAUAUCCGAUGGGACCGAGGCCGGACUAUGGAGGUGAACCUUUCCCCGGUGGCUAUCCACCAACGGAUCGGUAUCCAGGAGUUACCGAUCGCUACCCAGUCGGCCCUGGCACAGACCGCUAUCCAACUGGAGGCGGCGAAUACGAUGGACGCUAUCCACCGGUGUACGACAACCGUUACCCAGGGGGCGAUCGGUACGGUCCAACCGAUCGCUAUCCCAGCGAUCGUGACCCCGAUCCUAUGUAUUCAGGACCGGGCGGUCCUAUGCGGUAUCCACCGCCUCUUCCUCCGCCAGACUCACGCUAUCCGUCCGAUUCACGCUAUCCUCCGCCGAUGCCGGACUCUCGUUAUCCGAUGGAUCGGUAUCCACCUCCACCUGAUUCGCGCUAUCCUUCCGAUUCGCGCUAUCCUCCUGAUGCACGCUAUCCCCCAACCCAACCGGAAACUGGUCGGUAUCCACCCGGACCAGCACCGGACUCUCGCUAUCCACCUCCACCGGUCCAUUCGCAGCGUCCCGAUUCACGAUAUCCAAUGAUGCCACCACCGGCCACACGCUAUCCUCCACCCCAGUACAUGCCUCACAUGUACGGGUCGGGCGUGUAUCCGGUAGUACCGUCGAGAGCUCCACCGAACCGUGGCUACCCACCGGAUCCAUAUCCGGCACCGGUACGUCCAAUAGACAACAAUCGCUAUCCGGCACCGGAAACACGCUACCCACUCGAACCGAUCGGUGCUCAGGGUCGCUAUCCUCCACCAACCUCGCCGAAUGUUUCGCCAUUCCACAAGUACAUGACUGGACCGGGACGUCCGCCGGGUUACGAUCCUUACAUGGGAGGCUAUCAACCGCAGCGUGGUUACGUAGAUGAUCGAUACGGCGGGUACUACCCCAGUGCUGGUGGCCGUCUUCCACCACCACCACCAAUGCCAGCGUUCCCCGAUCGUGAUCGUGGCUAUCGACGACCAGCGGUCGGUAUGGCACCGGAUGGCGGUGGCUAUCCGUUCGAGAUUCCUUACGGACCAUCGGGAACCGGUUACGACAAUACGCUCGGCGGUGGUGAUGGGUUCGGCGGCUAUGGACCACAGCGUCCGUACGAAACGCGCUGUGACAAUUCGGACGUUUUCAAGCAGGUUGCCUCGAAGCGCAAGAUGCGCAAACAGUACAUCCGCCGUGUGAUCAAUGCACCGUCGCUCGGCAUCUGUCAGCAGGAGUGUGCCGGAGCGCGGGACUUUAUGUGCCGUAGCUUCAACUACCGGGACAGUGCACCGUACGAAACGGAAGGUAACUGUGAGCUGAGCGACCGGGAUUCGCGCGACUUAGAAGUGCCUAGUACGCAGAUGUUCGAGAGUGACAAUUCCGACUACUACGAACGUACACCGGGACGUGGAGGUCCGCACGAAGAGUGUCUUGAUGUUGGACAGGUUUGUAACGAGGAUGGUAUGGAAUUUACGCUCCGCACGCCGGAAGGUUUUGUGGGACGUAUCUACGCGUACGGGUUCUACGAUCGGUGCUUCUUCCGCGGUAACGGUGGCACGGUGAAUGUGCUGAGAAUCAGUGGACCACAGGGCUAUCCGGAGUGUGGUACACAGCGGUACGGUGACACGAUGACAAACAUCAUAGUGGUACAGUUCUCGGACAACGUGCAAACUGGGCGUGAUAAGCGAUUUAAUCUGACCUGCAUGUUCCGAGGUCCUGGAGAAGCUGUAGUUACCUCGGGAUACAUUGGCGCAGGUUUUCAAACGAUUGACAGAUCUGGCAGCCCGAUCCCGAUCGAGUAUCUGCCAGCGGAGAACUCGAUGAGCAACAAGGUGCGUUUGAUGAUCCUGUACCAGGGCCGCCCAACGACCACGAUCGCUGUUGGCGAUCCACUGACAUUCCGACUAGAAUCGCAGGAUGGUUACAGUCACGCUACGGACAUCUUCGCUACGAACGUGGUGGCACGGGAUCCAUACUCUGGACGUAGUGUUCAGCUGAUCGAUAACUAUGGUUGCCCCGUGGACAGCUUAGUAUUCCCAGAACUCGGAAGAUCCCGAGAUAAUGACGCACUGGAGGCACGGUUCAACGCAUUCAAGAUACCGGAAUCGAACUUCCUGGUGUUUGAGGCUACCGUAAGAACAUGUCGUGGAGGAUGUCAACCGGCCUACUGUCCAGGACCAAGCGGACGCUCGGAACCUUCGUUCGGCCGACGCAAACGAUCGAUCGAGAAUGCUACGGAAACGAUCGGUACAGCCGAACCACUGGUGGCCGGCAGCGAUGAUCAGGAAGACGAUGAAGUGUCGAUCGUGAACGGUACAAUGGUGCACGAAAACGCCACAAAGGAUGCAAAGGAAAAGGAUGCCGGAACUGGCACGAUAGCGUCCGAGGCGGAAGUAACGAGCCCGGGCGAGAUGCCAGAGCAAGUGCGAGAAAUGAUUGAGUCUCGCUUCUUUCGUCCCCUGCAGGUGUUCCAAUCUCGCGAAGAGAUGCAACAGGACACGGUCGCACGCAAGAUGGUGGCCCCGAUCGAGUCCGUAUGUUUAACGCACGCCGAAUACUACGGGCUGAUCAGUGCGGUCAUACUGUUGAUCAUCUUGCUGAUCAGCAUUACGUUCGCGGCGGGAAUUGUGUAUCGUAGCUAUUGGAAGGUUUUCAUCAAGAACCGUACGCUCGACCGUAGCUCGCCGGUGAAUUCGUUUAGCCCGUCCGCACUGCACAACGUGUCGGGAAGUCAGUUUGAAGCGUCCGGUAGAGCACACUCGACGGCAAGCCGUGGCGGACCUCACGUACGUACGCCGGGUGUAUCACUGUUUGGAAGCGGGCUUCAGAAAACGUUCGCCACCGGCAAUCUGUCGCGCAUGUGCCAGAUACCGGUGAUGAACCCACUGUCCAGAAAUGGUGCUGCGAAAAGCGAAUUUGAUGACCCAAGCGAACCGAUCUACACCGAUCCGUCGCUGUUUGAACGAUCAAGAUCACUGCGCAGCAUAGCCGUCGAUCAGACGGAAGAUGGCAACAAUGUCUAAGCUGGCUGGACAAAACAAUGGAACACUCUAAGAUAUUUGCAGAAUGAAAACGAAUUGGAAAACAUAUAGCAUUAUAGGAUCUUCUUCAAUUUACGCACCCAGUGAGAGCAAAGUGCGCCCAGCUGGAGAGUGCGCAGCUAAGUGCUGGGACAUAUUUAUUUGAUAGGACAGGGACAAUAAAUGACACACAACAUCAAUCAAUAGGUAGCUACUCUAGCUAGUAUACACCCUUCAACAGAAUAAUCUCCAUAGAUAGAGGUAUAUAACAUAGGCUAGAGUAUUAGCGUCGACCGAGUGGUUGUGAUCGCCAGCAACGCUUGCGUCUGGCAGGAGCGAUCGGUCCACAACCACACAGAACCCACAGCAGCUGAAACUCCGAACCCAAAGCUCAUAACGUUAAGUACUGUGAUUGAGGUAAAAGCACAUCCUUCCUCCCCAAUAACUCGGCAGUAUUGGAGCAUGGUUGAUUCGUAGCUUCGUCAUCAAAUCGCAAACAUGCUAUAACACACAAGCUGAAGGAUAAGCCACCAAUAUACGUAAGCGUAGUGUACGGAGGAAUAGGUACAUUAGACGUACAUAGUUUUAUAAAUACAGAUAUAUUUUUAAAUAACAAUUAAUACUUUACUACCUACUUGCUGGAUACACUGCGUAUACGGAUCGACAUCUCAUCUACAACGCGCAGGUGUCCGGGUGUAUGAUAAAGCGUUCCACGGGGAGAGGGACCCUGAGAGCCACGACGUGUGUGCUGUUGCUGUUCUAUAUUUAUUUGACUUUAAAUAAACAAAAAAAGGGAAACCUUUCCUAACAAAAGCUCUUUUCUCUCCACUGUCGUAGGCUUAGGACGACGAACAUAUUGUAAUCGGUACACUGCACAGCUAACCGACGUACCCGCGAACAGGAGCUUGCUACCAGCUAGCUACUUAGCACCACGUCUCUAACAGUUAGGGCUUUUUCUUAAAAAUGAAGAAAAGUGUAAUAAAUAAGCAUUAUGAAAAUUUUGAA
Messenger RNA from Anopheles stephensi (Asian malaria mosquito), 6158 nucleotides. RefSeq lists its product as uncharacterized. The transcript is spliced from 16 exons. The record is from RefSeq and is a predicted model, not a curated record. Lineage: Eukaryota; Metazoa; Arthropoda; Insecta; Diptera; Culicidae. The coding region runs from base 729 to 5156 and encodes 1475 amino acids.